This is a messenger RNA of Porites lobata, 2714 nucleotides long. The record is from the annotation of a GenBank genome assembly. NCBI's taxonomy places the organism in Eukaryota, Metazoa, Cnidaria, Anthozoa, Scleractinia, Poritidae.
ACUGCGCGGCUGAAGAAGUGUCGAAAGCUGCGAGGCCAUGUGAGUCACGGUCAUGGUCGAGUCGGUGAGUCUAAUGUUAACCUAGAUCGAACAGAAAGGGCUUUUAGUAUCAAAGACUAGAAAUCUAUUGCAAUGCUUAACUGCGAUUUAAGAAAAUCCUUUGUAGUUGUUUCAUGGUUGUCAUAAUUCAUUAAUUUUGGUCAGCUCACAUCUAUCAGGGUCGGCCAGGGUUUUGCCCAGGGUAUACAGCAUAUUGGGGUAUUUAAUUUCAGGUGUACAGUAUUAAUAAGCUUAAAAUUGGGUGUAGAGUAUUCCCUCACGACCAAUUUUGGGUCUAAAGUGCACCGUGUUUUAAUUUUAAUUUUAACUUAAUUUCAAGUUUUAGUAUAAUUUUUGGUAUAAUGGCAGGUUUAAUUCAGGUAUUUUGGUAUUCCACUACCUAAACCCCCCCCCCCCGCCGACCCUGAUUUAUACAGUCGAACCUCCCCUAACGGCCACCUCUUUACAAUGGCCACUUUCUUUCGUCCAGGUGGACGAAAAAAUCCAUACAUCGACUCUUGUUUACAACCUCUCUGCAACGGCCACCUUCUUCGUCCCACGUCCACUUCUGUUUCCAAGGUGGCCGUGGUAGAGAGGUUCAACUGUAAACUUAUUGCAGUUCUGUUGAACUUAUUUUAUGUUUUGUAAUUUGUAGUUGAGUAAAAAUCUUAAUUUGUCCAAUACCCUUUUUAAUUGAUUUGCUAUCUUAUAGCUUGUGAGAACAAUGACGUAGCUAUUAGAGAGGAAAAGAUAAUGUUCAAUCACAGAUGAAAAACCAAUCACAACAUGCAACCAAAGACUGCAUGAACACGGGGCGAUUGAUCUUCAUAUACUGUAUGAAAGUUUCUCAAUCAAAUUCAUGCGUUGAAAACUCCUGUAGGAUUUCUGCUCUACCCCAUACAUUUAUUUAUAUAUGCAUGCAUGUUUUGACUCUGUUCAUAGUAACUAUUUGUGCGGAAUAGUAUGAGAUUGCUGCAUACAUAAUAGAUGUGUUGGGUUGUACAGAAAUCUUACUAUAACUUCUGCUGUGUGAAGCAGCCAAUUAACUUUUGUUAAUGUGUGUUUACAGGGAAACACAGGAAACAUCCUGGAGGUCGUGGUAAUGCUGGAGGACUGCUUCACCACAGGAUUAACUUUGAUAAAUAGUGAGUUAGUGUUUGUUUUGCAGUAGAUUUCCUUGGUAGAUGUAGUUCUGCCCAUUCAAGUCAAGGCACUAUAUCAUGUGCGGUGCUAUUCUAGUAUGAUGCAGACAAAGGUUUUUCUUAUGCAAAUCCUUCUAAUUUUCGGCAGCUGUUACAAUUGCUACUUUUGAGAUAUAUGACUUGAAAUUUACAGGUUACCUAAUUUGAGCUAACAAAUUUUUCAUGAGUGAACUGUUUUCAUGUUUAUCGAAAUUUGAUCACUUGAUCAACUAAUGCAAAAGGCCUAUUGCGUUUUCUGUAACGUGGAUUUUUAAAGGCAUUCUUGUAAUCCACUGUUUUGCAUUACAGCCAUCCAGGUUACUUUGGUAAAGUAGGCAUGCGACACUUUCACUUAACAAGGAAUAAAUACCACAAACCAGCUGUUAACUUGGAUAAGCUGUGGUCCCUUGUCAGUGAGCAGACAAGGCAGUACUACAAGGACAAGACUGAUGGCCCAGUCCCAGUUAUUGAUGUUGUUCGUGCUGUAAGUAUGCUCUGUUGAAUUACCUUUAUUUGUUUAAUCCCUUGCCCACUCAUUUCUUGGUGGCAAGUACUCACACUGUAAAAUGAAGUAUAGGGUGCAUGAAGUAAGGUCCCAAGUGACCUUUGGAAAAAGGUCUAGAUAUUAGUAUUAAACAAAAUUGCAACUACUGCUUAAUCGUGAAGUGUAUUUUUUUUGUUAGUCAGGUCAUGGUUAAUCACACCUGUACCCAGAACAUUACUUUAAUUUCAAAAUGAGGAAUUUCAGAACCCUCAUACAGGUGCAUAUCUUCAUUGCAGUGUGGGAGUCUGAAAAAAUAACUUUUUUGGAACAUUUUGAGUUCUGCAUCAUAGAAUCUUUGUAAACUCUGCUUGAUCUUAAAAGAAUCUCCUUUGGUUUCACAAGAAAGCACAAAGUGAUCUGUAUGGAGAAGGUGCCACUGGCAGCUUCUAUCAGCCCAUUUAUGAGCUUACUGUAACACCCCCCAGGCCCAUGAUAUGAAUGGUGCGUGUAAGGUAGACCACACCACCGGGGACUUCCACUACUCUGUUUGAACGGUAGUGUUUUUUCUCUUACAUCCCCUUUGAUUUUGACUAAUGAAAGAAGGAUGAAAGAGACAAGGCCAACUGCUUAACGUCACUGCCCUAUGGCAUGAUCGUUUUAACUGAGACAAGAUCUCAAUUCAUAAGCCAGCACAAUCUCACCAUUUUUUUCUGGCCUUGGUUUGAACCCACAACCUCCCACUUGGCAGACCUAUGCCCUCCCAACUGAGGUAAUCGGGUGGUACCUUGUCUCUCCCUCUCUCACUUUAGACUCAGGCUAAGAAUUGGAGUAGUUUGUGUAAUGUCUUCUUCUAAAAUAGUAACAAACUGUUUUCUUUACAGGGAUAUUACAAAGUUCUUGGUAAAGGCCUUCUACCUAAACAGCCUGUGAUUGUGAAGGCAAAGUUUUUCAGUCGUAAGGCCGAGGAAAAGAUUAAGGAGGUUGGAGGUGCCUGCGUCCUGGUAGCAUAG